This is a messenger RNA of Leptinotarsa decemlineata (Colorado potato beetle), 1780 nucleotides long. RefSeq names its product chitin deacetylase Cda4 (gene Cda4). Gene Ontology annotation, cellular component: extracellular region. Gene Ontology annotation, biological process: carbohydrate metabolic process. Lineage: Eukaryota; Metazoa; Arthropoda; Insecta; Coleoptera; Chrysomelidae. Gene Ontology annotation, molecular function: chitin binding; hydrolase activity, acting on carbon-nitrogen (but not peptide) bonds. The record is from RefSeq and is a predicted model, not a curated record.
AUAACUGACAAUCAAAUGAGGAGGAAGGUAUUCUGAAGAAGAAAGUGCAGUCGUUGUUUAGUUGUGCUCAGUGGUCGUGGCGUGGAUACUAUGGCAACUUCUCUACGUAUGUUCUUCAACUUAAUAGUGAUAACCGUGUUUUGUAUUGGUCUAAAUACAGUUACAAGCCAAAACGACCAAAAAAAAGGUAAAGCUGAUGGCAAAGAAUUCGAAUGUCCCCAGAGCACUGGAAAUGGAAAUUAUGCGGACCCGGCAACAUGUAAACGAUUUUAUCAGUUAAUUAUUUAUCUUGAAAGUCUCAAUGUGUUUCAAGGUGAACAGCAACCGAUUUUUGGUGCGUUAGAAAAGUACACACAUUUCCUUUUUAUAAACGAUGCGCCAUCUCCAGUCACAGAAACUCCAACAGAUCUAGCAACGAAAUGCGAUCCAGCGAAAUGUCAAUUGCCUUAUUGUUUUUGUUCGAAGGACGGCACAAUUGUACCGGGAAAUUUAGAUCCAGAAGAAAUACCUCAAAUGAUUGUACUAACGUUGGACGGUGCCGUUAAUUUGAAUAACUACGAUCAUUACAGAAAAGUGUUCAACCAUAAGAGGAAGAACCCAAAUGGAUGUGAAAUUAAAGGUACCUUCUUCAUUUCUCACGAAUAUAGCAAUUACCACAUGAUUCAAGAACUUGCUAGCGAAGGCCAUGAGAUUGGAACAGAAACAAUAUCGCUCCAAACUGGUUUAGAAAAUAAAGGAUACGAAGAAUGGGUUGGUGAGAUGGUUGGAAUGAGGGACAUUCUGAAACAUUUGUCAAACAUUUCCAAAAGCGAAGUUGUAGGAAUGAGGGCACCAUUUUUGAAGCCAGGGCGUAAUACUCAAUAUAAGGUUCUAGAAGAAUUUGGAUAUAUUUACGACAGCUCAAUAGGAGUACCCGCUUUACCCAUUCCAGUUUGGCCGUACACUCUAGAUUAUAAAAUUCCACACGAGUGUAAAUCUGGAACAUGUCCCACCAAGUCAUUUCCUGGCGUUUGGGAAGUUCCUCUGAACACCCAUUAUGUGGAAGGGUUUGAGGGAGGUCACUGCCCUUACUUGGACCAAUGUGUUUUGCAUAACCACGAUGGUGACGAUGUCUUUGAAUGGCUACAGGAAGAUUUUUUGAGAUACUACGAUCAGAACAGAGCACCAUACAUGAUGCCUUUUCAUACCAACUGGUUCUCCAUCAAGGAAUUAGAACAAGGCCUACAUAAAUUUUUGAAUUGGGUCCAAACUUUAGAUGACGUUUGGUUUGUCACUAUCACCCAAGCUUUGACAUGGAUCACAGACCCGAAAACAGUGAGUGAACUCAACAAAUACGAACCUUGGGACUGCAAAAAGGAAAACCUACCACCCAAACCUUGCAAUUUGCCCAACAAAUGUGCUUUGAGUUUUAAGCGACCGGAAUGGAAUUUUACCGACACGCGUUAUCUGGAAACUUGCAAUGAAUGCCCUAAACAAUAUCCUUGGUUAGACGACGCCAGCGGUUCGGGAAUUCCAGGAAAAGACAAUUACGUUCCUGAUAAUGUUAGAAAGUGAAAAAUACUUUGAAUAUUUUGGUUCAAUAUAUUGGUCUUAUUUCGUUAUUUAUACAAGAGCAUCAAAUUAUUUUCAAUAAUUUGUUAACACUUGACUAAUUGAUGAAUCUCUCCAGGAACAGUUCAUCAAUCCCAGUCAAUAUAAAAUAGCUGGUAGGAAUGAAGGGCCAAAAAUGUGUUUAUAAUUGAAUACACACUCUUCUGUAAAAUAAAAAAUCUUUCAGAUA